AUGGCCUCUAUGGGGCUGCAGGUGAUGGGCGUCGCGCUGGCCGUGCUGGGCUGGCUGGGCGUCAUCGUGAGCUGCGCGCUGCCCAUGUGGCGCGUGACGGCCUUCAUCGGCAGCAGCAUCCUGACUGCGCAGGUCACCUGGGAGGGCCUGUGGAUGAACUGCGUGGUCCAGAGCACCGGGCAGCUGCAGUGCAAGAUGUACGACUCGCUGCUGGCGCUGCCGCAGGACCUGCAGGCCGCGCGCGCGCUCAUGGUGGUCUGCAUCAUCAUGGCCGCGGUGGGCGUGCUGCUGUCCGUGAUGGGCGGCAAGUGCACUAACUGCGUGGAGGACGAGACCGCCAAGGCCAAGACCAUGAUCGGUGCCGGCGUGGUCUUCCUGCUGGCCUGCCUGCUGGUCAUGGUGCCCGUGUCCUGGACGGCCCACAACAUCAUCAGAGACUUUUACAACCCCGUGCUGGCCUCCUCCCAGAAGCGGGAGAUGGGCGCUGCGCUCUACAUCGGCUGGGCUUCGGCAGGCCUGCUGCUGCUGGGCGGGGCCAUGCUGUGCUGUAACUGCCCCCCGCGCAACGACAAGGCCUACUCGGCCAAGUACUCGGCGGCCCGCUCCGGCCCGACCAGCAACUACGUGUAA
Echinops telfairi (small Madagascar hedgehog) is the source of this 630-nucleotide messenger RNA. RefSeq names its product claudin 4 (gene CLDN4). The transcript has a single exon. Gene Ontology annotation, biological process: bicellular tight junction assembly; cell adhesion. The record is from RefSeq and is a predicted model, not a curated record. Gene Ontology annotation, molecular function: structural molecule activity. Lineage: Eukaryota; Metazoa; Chordata; Mammalia; Afrosoricida; Tenrecidae. Gene Ontology annotation, cellular component: bicellular tight junction; plasma membrane. The coding region runs from base 1 to 630 and encodes 209 amino acids.